Molecule: messenger RNA, 2754 nt
Organism: Bufo bufo (common toad)
Lineage: Eukaryota; Metazoa; Chordata; Amphibia; Anura; Bufonidae
Gene: IKBKE
Product: inhibitor of nuclear factor kappa B kinase subunit epsilon
Exons: 21
Coding region: 313-2448 (711 amino acids)
Biological process (GO): peptidyl-serine phosphorylation
Cellular component (GO): cytoplasm
Molecular function (GO): protein serine/threonine kinase activity; ATP binding
Source: RefSeq, a predicted model, not a curated record
CACAGAUAAAAGCCAUAAAGUCAUAUAUGUAAAAUAAUAACAGAGAAGAAGGAAGUAUGAAAUAAUUUAACGCUUAAAGAGAUAUCUUUAGAAUGUAGCUGCUCUGGUAUAGGUGCGCUGUCCCUUUAAGAGGGUUGUCUCUGGUGAUGAAACAAAAGAGAAACAAGGAAGUCAGCAUGUUGGUGUGUGGAUGUGACUGAAGAACACCGGGACGACACAGAAGUCAUAGGGCUGGGGUCUCCUUCAUACAUGCAGGUAUGUGUGCUCUGAACAGAAAGAUUCUCAUUUAAUAAAAAGGCCUUAUAUUUGAAGAUGCCAAGUACCCCAAAUUACCUGUGGGAGUUAGAAGAUCUAUUGGGUCAAGGUGCUACUGCCAGUGUGUACAAGGCACGGAAUAAGAAGUCUGGAGAGGAAGUGGCAGUCAAGGUGUUUAAUCACACAAGUUACCUCCGGCCGUUUGAAGUACAGAUGAGAGAGUUUGAGAUGCUGGGGAAACUCAACCACAUCAAUAUUGUCAAGCUCUUUGCUGUAGAGGAAACUGGCAGCCCUAAACAGAAGGUUCUGGUCAUGGAGUACUGCUCAAGUGGGAGUCUUCUGUCUGUCCUGGAGGAACCAGAAAAUGCUUUUGGACUUUCCGAGUCAGAGUUUCUGAUUGUGGUACAGUGUGUGGUGGCAGGGAUGAAUCACUUACGUGAGAAUGGAAUUGUGCACAGGGACAUCAAACCUGGAAACAUUAUGCGUUCACUUGGAGAGGAUGGGCGUAGUAUUUACAAGCUGACUGACUUUGGUGCUGCUCGACAGCUUCAAGAUCAUGAGACAUUCAUAUCUCUUUAUGGAACAGAAGAAUAUUUGCAUCCUGAUAUGUAUGAAAGAGCAGUCUUGAGAAAACCCCAACAGAAGGUUUAUGGCGUCACGGUGGACCUUUGGAGUAUUGGAGUUACCUUUUAUCAUGCUGCCUGUGGUAGCCUGCCCUUCAUCCCUUAUGGUGGACCUCGAAAUAACAAGGAGAUUAUGCACAAAAUUACAGCAGAAAAGCCACCAGGGGCCAUUGCAGGAGUGCAACGGAAAGAAAAUGGACCCAUUGAGUGGAUUUCUGAAUUGCCAGUCACCUGUCGCCUUUCAGACGGAUUGAGGACACAGUCGAAAGCCAUUCUUGCAAAUAUCCUUGAAGCUGACCAGGAGAAAUGCUGGGGCUUUGAUCAGUUUUUUGCCGAGACCAACAACAUUCUAGAGAGGAUGGUCAUCUACGUGUUCUCCUUGCCACAAGCCAGAAUGCACAAGAUUUAUAUACAUCAUUAUAACUCAGUGGCUAUCUAUAUGGAAAUGGUGGCCAAACAAACUGGAAUUGCGCCAGAAAGACAGACUUAUUUCUAUGAAGGCCAUCUGUACCCAGUCAAUCCAACCUUACAAGUUCACCAUCUUCCGAAGACAGCAGAACAAUAUCAGUUCAUAUUAAUUGGUGGUGAGAGUGAAGGACCAAUGGGAGUCAUUUACAAAGACCCUGCAUUUGACUUUCCCAGGUUUCUGCCCUCUGUCGAUGUUCCUGUUGACUGUUCUGUUGCAAAAAAUGUUGUCAGUGCUGUUUACCAGACGUUGCGAGUGACGGAGUCGCUGUUGACAUGUCAAGAAUUUAUACUCCGAGGAACAUAUUGGCUUAUUGAGAAUCUGAAAGCAGAAUGCCGCAGGAUGGCGGAGAAGAAAUCAGCCGUGAUGUCAUACUAUAACUGCAUGUGCAGCAUUAACAGCAGAAGCACCAGACUAUACAAUGCUGCCUAUAAAGAAUCUGACAAGCAGGAUCAAGGGCAUUGUCAGAAGAAGCUACAGUUAAUAAGGAACACUCUGUCCAGUUGCACUCACAGUCCAGAAAAAGAGAGCAAGCUUGGGUUCUUGCUUUUAGAAGUUACUAAAGACCAAGACCAUAUUCGUGGGGACACCAGCACUGAUCGUCUCAAGCACUGUCUGCAAAAAAUGAAGCUGAUCUUCAAGCAAUUUAAGAAACGAAAACAUCAUCCGAGACUUUUAUACAAUGAAGAACAGAUACAUAAGCUGGAUAAAAUAAAUUUAGGUAACUUAGCAAAAAAGGUUCUGAUCAUAUUUCAAGCAGAAGUUGUGCAGAAAUAUCAAGCAGCUUUAUCAGAACACAGCAGCAGGAUAAGGACAAUCACUGAAAUUCGGAACCACUUAGGACUCGUGAAUGGAUAUUUGGCGACCUGUGUUCAAGACCUGCAGAGUUAUGAGGAGGCUCUUAACAAUACUGUGGACAGAUUAGCCCAAAGAAUUCAACAGACAUGUUUAGAACAACCAAAUCUUAGUCCCAUAUCCUUAUAUCAUGGUCCAGAACAACAGGAGCUAACAGUUGGAAUGCUUAAACUGCGAGAUCAAAUGAAGAGUGUCUCAUAUGAAUUAGAAAGAAACAACAGUAUUAUAGAAAGGUUGAACGCAUCCUGAUCUGUGAGCACGGGAGCAUGGGACAAUGUCUAUACAUUUUGUAACCAGGCAACUCCAGGAAAUCGUCUGGAACGUAUUUAACAGAAUCGAAUAAUGUGAACAUGUUUUCAUUACAUUUUCUUCAUACACUUGAAAGUAAAGGAAGAGAUCUCCAGCCAUCUGAAACUGAGGAAUGUGUAGACUUUUCCUAGGAGAUGACAUUUAUGGGGCGCAGUGCUGUUUCUAUUGAGAUAGACUUGGAUUUAGUUCGGUCUUUCUUACAAUGUCUUGGGGAAAGCUGUCAACAUAAAUCAUGUUUUAAUCUCA